GCUGGCUACCAGAUGCUCACGCGCGCAUCCUUUCUCACUCUGCGUAGACUGGCGCUCAGGUCGGACACACCGGGAAUGGGAUCUUUGGCGAAGAAAACCUUCCAAUUCUUCCGCGUUUAUGCCCUCCAGAGGCUCCUUUUUAUUUUGCGGGAAUAAUUCCGGGUAGGACACUCAAAUGUGAUGGGGAGAAAAUGUGGUGAAAUGUAAAAAAAAAAAAUUACAAAUUGCUCUAGAAAAGCCAACGGAUGGGAUAAUAACUGCAAUUAGGAUUAUGUAAAAGACUUUACACAUCUGGAAAAGAUUCCCCGAAUAUCAAAAUUUUAGAGAUUUUCCUUUAAAAAAAAAAAAAAACAAACUCAGUCAUAAUAAUAGUCUAACCCAAGAAUCUGAUCAAUCUGGAGAAGGUGAUUAGUGAUAGACAGGCUGUUAAACCAAGGUAAACAGACAGGGUGAGAGGAGAGCAGAGGAAGUUCACGGAGGUAACGGAAAGUGUCCUGAAAGUUGCUGUGCGUGAUCGUGUAUGGAGAAAGUUGUCGUGCGUGAAGCUUUUGAUUAUGGCCAAGUGGUUUAAAGAUUUCCCAACUCUGAAAACGGGCUCGGACCGACUGCGCUCGGCGUCUGAAUCCGGAGCGCAGACUCGACCCAGACCGGCGCUGAGCGGCGGAACCGGAGCCAAAGCGAGUCCGCGGAAGAACUCGGAGAACGCAGGCGGGGUGGGUUCACUCCUCUCCGGGAGGAAUCGCAAGAACUCGGCCGUCGAGCUUGGCCGAAACCACUCGAGUCCGGGCUCGGGCAAGGAUGCCAAGAUAUGGGAGAUCCUGAUCCCUGGAAAAAGCAAGAAGAACGUGAAGAUGGAGGGUUUUGAGGAUCACCGCACGCUGAGGACGAGCGCCAUCGCCGACGCGUACAUGAGCCGAAUGAUCAAAGUGGAGAAACAGGAUAAAUGGCAGGAGAAGAAAUACAACAGCACCGCGACGGAAAGCACCGGGACCGACCCGGAGCGCGGAAAAACACCUGUUAAAACCGAAACGCUGAUUAUCUUGGAGGACUAUGCUGACCCUUUUGAUGCUGAGAAAACGAGAGAGCAGAGGGAAGCUGAAAGAGAAGGAGAGAAUGAUGGAUAUAUGGAGCCUUAUGAUGCCCAACUCAUUAUCACAGAGAUUCGUCGCCGUGGGUCCAGGGACCUUCUGAAGGUGUGCGUGGUGUUGAACGGAGGAGAAGGAGAAGGAUCUGGAUCCACACAGAUCUACGACGUGCCGUAUGAAGAGGUUCUGGAGGGCAUCCCCCUGACCCGGCCCGAGUCGGACCCUCGGCCACCUGCAGAGUAUGAACUCCCCUGGGAGUGGAAGAAAGAGCAGAUUGUUCGAGCACUGUCAGCUCAGUUCGAUGGUGUGGAGAGGAUGUGUAAAGAGGACUCUGCCCCCACCGGCGUUAAACAGCAGACACUGCGCUCUGUGAAGAGCUGGACACCCAAAUCUCUGCGCCUGUCCCCUCCUUCCUCCCCGAAAGCCAGCCCGGACUCUGAGAGCCAUAAAGUGGACCCCACCGUGCCCCUCGAGUUACAGAGCUGGUAUCAUGGCAGCGUCAGUCGUCAAGAGGCUGAGGCUCAGCUGCAGAACUGUAAGGAAGCCAGCUUCCUGGUGCGCGACAGCGAAUCAGCCAACAGCAAAUACUCCAUUGCCCUCAAGACCAGCCAGGGUUGUGUGCACAUUAUUGUAGCACAGACCAAAGAGUGUGGUUACACACUGGACCAGAGCAGCUGUGUAUUUCCCAGCAUCCCAGAGGUGGUUCAUCACUACUGCACCCAGCGUCUUCCCUUCACUGGAGCUGAGCACAUGACCCUGCAACACCCUGUACCCCGUACACACUGAUCAUCUCCCAACACAAGCACACAUCGCACUACAGCCGAGCACAUCAUCUCCCUACAUCUCCCUGCAGACACACACUGGAAAAUCCUACACAGCAGCUAACUAAUAAUGUCUCCACAUAAAUAUGUUCCAGCGGUCCACUGCAUGGAAGCCUCUUUCAUAAUCCCAACCUAAUACUCAUCCUUCCUCCCUGUAUAUUUGUGUGUUGUUGUUGUUGUUUUUUGAAUGAGUGUGUUUCAGUAUUCUGUACUGUGUUCCCGAUUUUAUUUUCCCCAAUUUAAACCAAAGCCAUUAGUCAUGUACUAAGCUCUAAUGACCCAAAAGAGGAACUGGUACUUCACAAGUGCUAAAGUUUAGACACAGCAUUGUAGUUUAUUUAGAUCCAGUUUAUUUUUAAAUAUGUUUCCUUCACCCUCUACUUGUCUCCUCUCUCUGGUGCCUUCUGGAGUCUGUGAAUGUGUAAGACUUCAUCAUUCUGCUAAAAGUGCCUCUGUUCUAAUGACAUGUCUGAGAUGCUCAUUAGCUCCCCCUGAUGGCUGCAGUCACACACUGCAACAAGAUGGAGUCUGCUCUUAAAGUCCCCAUGAAGUGCCUUGAAACGCCUGGCGUUAUUCGAUGUGUUGAUGUAAUUUCCACUUAAACAGGAAGGCAGAGUGGGACAAAUCGAGUGAUUCCUCCCCCCUUUAAAUAGCCAGUAGCGUUUAGCUUACAUCACAGCUCAGGCUUGACACACACACACACACACACACACACACACACACACACACACACACAAAAAAAAGAAAUAGUAAAAAUUGAAAGUGAAUAAAUUUAAGCCAUUUCCUUCUUCACCAACUUACAUUUGGAAAACUGAAUAAUGCGUUCAGUUCGAACAGCCAAAGACACAUUUCUCUCGCUCAACAACUCGAAAUUUUAUAAUGUUGGGGACGGGACACUUCAGAUUCUAGAGAGCCAUUGAUUGGACAGAAAAUCUGAUAAGACACUGAAGUGCAGAAUGAUGUCAUGAAAACUGUUGAUCUGUGUCGGUGGUAGAGAGAGACUGUAAAAUCUGAAUGGAUAUAUCUUCCAAAUGCGAAUUGUGUCAUUGUUUUGGAGCACACUCGCUUAUAGAUCACCUUAAGGCUAAUAUAUUCAUGCUAAAAGCCACAAAAGUCAAAUUUUGAUUUCAUGGGGACUUUAAGACAUGCUCGUAAGUCUUAAGAUCUGCUGCCAAAUCUAUCUAUCUAUCUAUCUAUCUAUCUAUCUAUCUAUCUAUCUGUCUGUCUAUCUGCCUGUCUAUCAGUUUGCCCUUUGUUUGUUAGGAUAUUUACCUUGACGACUGUGCAUAUACAAGAGCCAAAUCUGGUUUGUGUUGCUCAUUCUUAGAGUCUGUUGUCUCUUAUGUCCCAGAUUUAAAAAACAUCUUUGAAGUAUUGACAGCUGAAAGACUUGGCUGAAGUAAACUGUUUCAUCAGUGAAUUAAGUGUCUCUAGUGAUUGCCCCACUUUCUUGUAUGCCUUCAUUUUGAUUGUUAGUCGUGUUUGGGGUGUUAAUUAACUCAGUUCAUUCGAUUUUCUGGUGUGUACUCAUUGGCUGAUAAGCGGGAGAGGAUCUGUGGCUGCUACUGAUGUGUGCACUGCUCUGAAUGAUUUCAGCCAAAAAAAAAAAAAAAAAAAAUUAUAUGCAAUUUUCUGUUUACUUGCAAGCAUUUAUUUAGAAAUUUGAAAUUGGAAAAGUGGCCAUAAAGUGGUAAUGCAGUUCCAAGAUUUAAAAAAUUGUACCUUUGUACAGUAUAAGAUCAUGCAAAAUUUUAAAUGUGCUUCAACUUAA
Ictalurus punctatus (channel catfish) is the source of this 3677-nucleotide messenger RNA. RefSeq names its product Src homology 2 domain containing E (gene she). The coding region runs from base 555 to 1871 and encodes 438 amino acids. The transcript has 6 exons. The record is from RefSeq and is a predicted model, not a curated record. NCBI's taxonomy places the organism in Eukaryota, Metazoa, Chordata, Actinopteri, Siluriformes, Ictaluridae. Gene Ontology annotation, molecular function: phosphotyrosine residue binding.